UGUUUCUACUCAGUAAUAGUGGAGGGGACUAACUCCACAGAAGAGAACGCCCUGAUUCGGCAGUUGUUGUCUAACUACACCUUCGCGAGCAGGCCCGUAAGAAACAGCACUGACACCGUAACGGUGACCAUCGACGUCGCACUCGGACAGAUCAUUGAUGUGAUAUCGAAGGAGCGAGUCAUGAUAACCAACUUGUGGGUUCGGCAGUACUGGAGAGAUGAGUACCUAGUGUGGAACCCCAGUAACCACGGGAGUCUGGAUGCCAUCAGAAUCCCCAGCGAGCAAAUAUGGCGGCCGGACAUCGUUCUUUACAACAGGCAGCUGGAAGAGGACGUGGUGGUACCGGAUACCAACGCCAUUGUGACGCAUGAAGGUGACGUCACAUGGCUAUAUCCAAUCACGUUGAAGAGUUCCUGUCAUCUGAAUGUUGAACAGUUCCCAAAUGAUGAACAGCGUUGUGACCUUCAGUUCGGCUCCUGGACGUACGACGGUUUCGCCGUGGACCUCGUGAACAAGUCCGCCACCGGCGACACCUCCAGCGUCAUCGAGAACGAAGAAUGGAAGCUCCUCGGCAUGACCGCAAAACGCACCGUCGCCUACUACAACUGCUGCCCGGAGCCCUACCCGGAUGUGACGUACACCGUCCGGAUGUUACGUCGCUCCCUGUACUACUACUACUACCUGGUGGCGCCAUCUUUGAUUUUGGUCGUCCUGACCUUGAUCAGUUUCCAGGUGCCCCCAGACUGUGAGGAGAAGUUGACCAUGAGCGUGACCAUGCUUCUGUCUGUAGUGUUCUACCAGCAACUACUGGCCGACAGACUGCCGGCGCAUUCCGGAUACAUCCCCAUACUGGGUCGCUUCUUCGCCGCAACAAUGUUCACGAUCUCACUGUCUUCCGCAAUGGUGAUUUUUGUGAUGGGGAUCCAUUUUCAUGGCCCCAACCCCACGCCUGUUCCAACAUGGCUCCGCCGAAUCGCACUGAGAGGCCGCGAAAAACAGUCCGCGACAACCGACGUCACAGACAUGUACCCAUCCAAUAGCGAGGCCAGCCUGAUUCCAACCAAUCAGGACGAUGGUGACCCAGAAGAGGACACCAAUAAGAAGAAAGCACUGGUUUCCGAGGAAUGUGAACUGACCAAUCGCCGGAGGCCUCUCAAAGCACAAGACUCCGGGUUCAACAGCAUGUCCGGUAGCGCGUCGUCGGUUGGUUCAGACAAUUCUGAGGAAAAAGUCAAAGAAAAUAAGCAAGAGGAAAAGUUGCUGGCUCCCCUUCGUCACAAAAUGAGCUUCGUUGUUCGUCUCUUUCGGCAAAUUGUCGAUCGUUCUUUGAGAAAAGACAGGCGGAUGGAUAUCAGUGAUGAUUGGAAGUUGGUCGCCAUAUUUGUGGACAAAUGUCUUCUGGUGAUCUUUGUGAUAGUGGCUACUAUCACUACAAUAGCCAUACUGGUGUAAGAUUUAUGAUAGACUAAUUGGUACGAAGGCCCACAACGACACUUCCAUACACCUCUUC
Messenger RNA from Branchiostoma belcheri (Belcher's lancelet), 1510 nucleotides. RefSeq names its product neuronal acetylcholine receptor subunit alpha-10-like. Gene Ontology annotation, molecular function: acetylcholine-gated monoatomic cation-selective channel activity; acetylcholine receptor activity; acetylcholine binding. Gene Ontology annotation, biological process: monoatomic ion transmembrane transport; synaptic transmission, cholinergic; signal transduction. Lineage: Eukaryota; Metazoa; Chordata; Leptocardii; Amphioxiformes; Branchiostomatidae. The annotation marks the transcript as partial. The transcript is spliced from 6 exons. The record is from RefSeq and is a predicted model, not a curated record. Gene Ontology annotation, cellular component: synapse; acetylcholine-gated channel complex; postsynaptic membrane.